UUCACACGCAAUACUUUCCGGAAAAAUAACUCUUCCUAACAGAAUAAAGUGUUUAUUUAUUUUUCACGCUGUCAAUUACACGCUUACGUGUCUUUUUAGUUUACUACGUAGCCCACAUUUGGCGCGAAAUUCUCAUGUGGGCGGAUGAGGAAGAAAAAAAGAAGCCGGAGUAUUAAAUGUCUCGAGAGCAGCAGCUUGUCAUGAUUCAUGCUGAGACAACAACACCGUGCACCGGCUGAGCGUUAAAUACUUACUACAGUUUUGUAGUUCACUGUUAUCGAGAGAGAAAGAAAGGAUAUAUUCGUCAAACACUGGUUGCGUUGGAUGAAACGCAUUGUGAGGAUUUAACUGUCACUCCGCGGAAUAUUUGGAUUUUACUUAGUUUUCCCUGGGAGUCAUAACGGCAGCCAUAAUGCCGCCGGUGUUGCCCGUGUCCUGCGGGAACUACGACUACGACUACGACACGUUGCAGCCCUACUUCUUCGUGGAUGGCGAGGAGGAGGACUUCUACCCGCCCCCGCGCAGCCAGCUCGUCCCGGGCCCCGGCGAGGACAUCUGGAAGAAGUUCGAGCUUCUGCCGACCCCGCCGCUGUCUCCGAGCCGGAGACCUUCCCUCUCGGACGCCUCGCUGUCCGCCGCGGAGCACUUGGAGGCCGUGUCGGACCUGCUGGGCGAGCGCCGCGUCCCCUCGGCAGCCUUCCUGCAGUCCUUCAUCAUCCAGGACUGCAUGUGGAGCAGCAGCUUCGCCGCCGCCACCAAGCUGGAGAAGGCCGUGUCCGAGAGGCUGGCUUCGCUACGAGCACGCCAGAACUCCUCCGGGACCGACAGCGCUAACGGAGACGCAGCGGAUGAUCAACAGGUGAGCAGCUCUCGGGUGAACCCGGGGUACCUGCAGGACCUCCACACAGCGGCGACAGACUGCAUCGACCCCUCCGUGGUGUUCCCCUUCACCAGCCUGAGAGAGAAGAGCAUCCGUGGAGCAGCGACGAAGGUAGAACCAGAGCUGUGUCUGGACUCUCCACCUCUCACCAGCAGCGACAGCGAAUCAGAAGAAGACGAAGAAGCAGAAGAAAAGGACACCGAGGAGGAGGAGGAGGAGGAGGAAGAUGAGGACGAGAUCGAUGUGGUGACGGUUGACCGGCGGAGGGCCUCGCGGCGGCCUGACCCGGUCACCUCGGCGCCGCUGGUCCUGAAGCGUUGUCACGUCAACAUCCACCAGCACAACUACGCCGCCCAGCAGCCCUCGGUAGCUCUCCAACCGGCUCUCGGCAAACGGAUGAAGUCCGACAGCAGCGGCGGCGGCUCUAGCCCGUCUACGAGUCCUCGCUCGGACAGCGGCUCGGACGACCACGCCAAACGCAGGACUCACAACGUGCUGGAGAGGCAGCGCCGCAACGAGCUGAAGAUGAGCUUCGUGGCUCUGAGGGACGAGGUCCCCGCCGUGGCCGGCAACGACAAGGCGGCCAAAGUGGCGAUCCUGAAAACGGCGACAGAGUUCAUCUCCGAGAUCCGAGAGGACGAGAGGAAGCUGGUGACGGCGAAGGACGCGCUGAGGAAGAGGAGCAGAGAGCUCAAACACAGACUGAAGCAACUGAGGAAGUCACAUUAACACUUCACUUUUUUUGUCACGUUUUCGACUUCACAGCAUCCGGGCUGCAACUUAAUCAUUUCACCAAAGUACUGACUCGUGUAAGAUGAACCACAAGAACCAUAAUUCCCUGAU
Perca flavescens (yellow perch) is the source of this 1723-nucleotide messenger RNA. RefSeq names its product transcriptional regulator Myc-like. Lineage: Eukaryota; Metazoa; Chordata; Actinopteri; Perciformes; Percidae. The record is from RefSeq and is a predicted model, not a curated record. The transcript has 4 exons. Gene Ontology annotation, biological process: regulation of DNA-templated transcription. Bases 413 to 1609 code for a protein of 398 amino acids. Gene Ontology annotation, molecular function: protein dimerization activity; DNA-binding transcription factor activity.